Molecule: messenger RNA, 1380 nt
Organism: Durusdinium trenchii
Lineage: Eukaryota; Dinophyceae; Suessiales; Symbiodiniaceae
Source: the annotation of a GenBank genome assembly
AUGCUUGUUGCUUUGCAGGAAGAGGCUAGAGCAGCAGCAAAAGCACGGGCGGCAGCCUUUGAACGUGGCGAGCUGCCGGAGCCUGAGACCAAGGCUGAGGCCCCAAAGACGGAGCCAAAGGCGGUGCCGGCAAAAGAGGAACCCCAAGAAGUGCCGCAAGCUCAAGACGAGCCUGAGGAUUGGGAAGCAGAGGCGGAGAAGGACGAACCCAAAAUUGAAGAAAAGCCAAAAGAAAAAGAACAGGUGAAAGAGAAAGAAGCACCAAAAGAGACAGAAGAGCCGUUGCCAACGGUUAAGAAGCAAGAAAGGCAGCCUGAAGUUGCCCCUCCGCCUGAAGAAGCUGUAGAGGAGGAGGAAGAUGAGGUGAAACUGGAAUCGGGGAAAGAUUCAGAGAAGAAGAUUCCAGACCCCCGCCCACAUCUCAAUGUUGUGUUCAUUGGCCAUGUAGAUGCUGGGAAGUCCACCACAUGCGGCAACAUUUUGUUCUUGUGUGGCAUGGUGGACGACCGCACAAUCGAGAAAUACAAGCAGGAGGCAGCAGGGAAAGCAGGUGAAAGUUGGUUCCUUGCCUUCAUCAUGGACACCAGCGAGGAGGAGAAAGUCAAGGGCAAGACUGUCGAGGAUGAACAAGUGAUAUUCUUACCAAUGUCCGGCUUGAUGGGUGAUAACAUCAAAGAGAAGAAGGGCACUCCUUCCUGGUAUGAAGGCCCGACCUUGCUUGACGCCCUUGACGGCAUCACAGUACUUCGCAAGGCCGAAGGACCUGUCAGAAUUCCAAUGAUGGAGGGCUACAAAGACAUGGGUGCUGUCACUGCGAUCGGAAAGGUUGAGCAGGGUACCAUAAAACCCGGCAUGAAGUGCAUCGUGAUGCCAACCUACAACAAGUGCACGGUGACCUCAGUUUUUAUCAACGACGUUGACAUGCAGUAUGCAACGUGCGGCGAAAAUGUGACCUUGAAGAUGUCAGGCAUCAGCGACGAAGAACUCAAAAAGGGCUACGUCCUUUGUGCCGACAAAACCCCAAUUCCUGUCGUCUCCAAGUUCAAAGCCACCAUCCAUGUGAUUGAGCUAGGCCCGGACAGACCUGUCAUGACUUCAGGGUAUGUUGCUGUCAUGCAUGCACACACAGCCAGUGAAGAGUGUGAGAUUCUAAAGCUCUACGAGACGAUGGUCAUCCAGACCAAAAAGAAAGAGAAGAAUCCACAGUUUGCUAGGCCGGAUUCAGUUGUUGUUUGCAGCAUCAAGCUUGCAAGACCAACAGCUGUGGAUACAUUUCAGUCUUCGCAGCAGCUGGGCCGCUUCACUCUCCGGGUGGAUGGGAGAACCAUUGCAAUUGGAAAGAUUACAGAGCUGCCCAAGACAGCUACUGAAAAUGCAUAA